Phymastichus coffea is the source of this 5259-nucleotide messenger RNA. Its product is annotated as adenylate cyclase type 10-like. Bases 1 to 5259 code for a protein of 1752 amino acids. NCBI's taxonomy places the organism in Eukaryota, Metazoa, Arthropoda, Insecta, Hymenoptera, Eulophidae. The record is from RefSeq and is a predicted model, not a curated record. Gene Ontology annotation, cellular component: cytoplasm. The transcript has 30 exons. Gene Ontology annotation, biological process: cyclic nucleotide biosynthetic process; intracellular signal transduction. Gene Ontology annotation, molecular function: adenylate cyclase activity.
AUGAAGCUUGGAUCGAAUCCUUCAAUCUUCAAUCGACCGCUUUGUUCAGCGACAUCUGCAGGUCACUCGAUAGGUCGAGCAAUAUUACCCGAGGCGCUAUUAGGUUUGCAAAAAAUGACGAAGGAUUCAAAGAAGGAGGAAAUGUCAUCGAGCGUAUCAAUCGUGAAAGAUUUGGAGGAGGCAGCAAACGCCGAAGUUUCGAUCACGGAAAUGCGGCGCGUACCUCAAAUGGAGUCGUUGCGCGUAGAGAAGCAAGUGAAAAUAUUCGCGUCCAUGUGUCCCGACGAGAUUCUGGACCAUUACGACAACUACAACACCAGGAGCUACCACACCACGCUGAUGCUAGGCGACGUGUCCGGCUUCACGGAGAUGACGGACAAGUACACCAAGUCUGGCAAAGGCGGCCCGUCCAAGCUGACGGAGACGCUCAACAGCUACAUCGGCGCCAUGGUGCAGGAGAUCCUGUCGCACGGCGGCGACGUGCUGAAGUUCUCCGGCGACGCGUUCAUCGUUAUGUGGAAGCUGGAGAACGGCCGAGUGAUGCGCGACAUCACCUCCGAGGCCAUCAAGACCGCGUGCGUCAUCCAGAAACACUUCGGCACCUACGAGACCGACGUGGACGUCGUCCUGAAAGUGAAGCUGGCGAUAGCUUCGGGCAAGACGUACUUCACGUCCAUCGGUAGCCCCGACGUGGCCUCCUACUACGUGAUCACCGGCAAGCCCGUCUGGGAGGUGAAGUUCGCCGAGGGACUGUGUCGCGGCGGCGACAUCCUCGUGGCGCCGAGCUGCUGGCAGUGGGUCAACCCCAGCGAGUACAUCUACGAGUCCCUGACCGACGGCGUCCACACGCUCAUCAUCUCGAUGUCCGUGCUGUGGGACACCGCCAAGGGGUCGUUCAGCGAGGCAGCGGUGUCCAGCGACUCGUCGAGCGGCGACGUCGCUCUGAGGACCUCGUCGACGGACUCGGCCGACAGCGGCUUGCUGUCGAGGGACUCGGCUCGUCACAGAGCGUUGGCGACCAAGAGGUCCGAGGCCACGGCCGACUACAUGCUGCGCCCGAAGGUGUCCAAAGCCGUGGAGGCCAAGUUGACGCACGAGCUGCGCAGCUACGUGCUGCGCCCAGUCAUCCGGUCCGUCGAGCUGGACGAGCCGCUGGAGUACCUGACAGAGAUCCGCCAGGUGGUCAUCGUGUUCGUGAACGUCGUCAUCCAGGAGAUCAACCGAAAGACCCUCAUCAAAUUGGUGAACGCGAGCUACUCCUACGUGUGCAGCUGCGUGGGCGAGAUGCAGGGCUGCGUGAACAAGACCUCGCUCUUCGACAAGGACCUCAUGUUCCUCUGCAUUUUCGGCCUGCGCGGGGACAAGCACGAGCUCGAGUCGCAGAUCGGGCUGCGCUGCGCGUUCAAACUACGCCACGGCCUGGUCAAGUUUCAGAACGUCAAGUCGGUGAGCGUCGGCGUGACGACCGGGCAGACCUACUGCGGCGUGGUCGGCCACGUUCUCAGGAGGGAGUACACCGUCAUCGGCAUCGCCGUCAACAAAGCCGCUCGGCUGAUGUGCGCUUACGUCAACAAGGUGGUUUGCGACAGAGAGAGUUUCUUGCUGUCCCACCUGGAGGCCAAGCACUUUGUCCUGCAAGAGGCCAAGCACCUGAAAGGCAUCACGAGCGCCGGCCCGAUUUACGAAUUCUCCGAGAAAGUCACUUCGUUCGAAAACGAGCUGCAAGUCAGCGAGUACCCGUUGCUCGGGCGAGACGCCGAACUCCGAGUCUUUUGCGGCCUACUCGAUCGGAUGCUGGCAGGCGACGCGGGAUGCAAAAAGAAUCUACUUAUCGUCAAGGGCGUGCAGAGGAUAGGCAAAACCAGGCUACUCGAAGAGAUGACGAGCAUAACACCGGAACACGUGCCAGUCAAUUUCAUAUCGCUGGUUCCCAUGGACAAGCAGCAACCCUGCAUCCUUCUACGCCUGCUAUUCUUCACGCCGCUCGAUAUAACCGAGGAGUCGUCCCUGAAAGAAAAGCAAGACAAGUUGAUGGCGCACUUUAACGAGAAGGACUGUCGGCAGCUGAGCUGCUUAAACCACGUGUUUCACGUGAAAUUCAAAGGCGCGCACGACACGGCGCAGCCCGACACGGGCGCGCGUUCGAAGAUCUUGAAAAAGCUCAUCGGCAAAUUGACGAGAAGCUGCUUCCAGCGGCUCUGGCUGAUCCUGAUCGACGACGCGGAAUUGGCCGACGACGAGUCAAUGGGCUUGCUCCACAGCGUAGUCAAGCAGGAGAACGCGAUGUUCGUGCUGAGCUACGGCAACAAGCUGUCGAUGGAGUACGACAUACCGAGUGCUCUGAGCAACAAAGCCGAGACCAUCGAGUUGGCGGCACUCGACAAGUGGUACCACGCAGCCCUGGCCUGCCAAGUGAUGGGCGUGGUCGCGAUACCCGCCGAACUCGAAAAAGCUCUGCAAGAGAGAAGCUCCGGGAAUUCCGGCUGGAUAGAAAGCUACCUGGUGACUCUGCUUCAGUCCGCGAGGAUCGUCAUCCAAAGCAUGACCAAGUCGGAAAUCAAGCAAACGGGAUUGGUCACUCCUUUGCGAUCGAUGCUGAAGAGAGUUUUAGGUCCAUCGAGAAUCGCAGCUGAGGCUCCUUCGACCGAUCUUCACAGCAGUUGGGCAAUGUACAAGUCGAGCUUUCGGGUAGGAUCCGCUUUCUCUCGUCUGACACCGUGCGACGACUCGCGAUUCGCAAGGGCGCGCGGCCACUUUUCACUUUUGCAGGAAAGCGCCGUAAUAAACGAGAGCGAGGAGAAGGACGAGACGAGCCUGAAGGUUUGCGCGCUCACGGACAGCUUCGUACUCGAGGACACGGAUUCCGAAGCCACGAUGGACACGAUCCUGCUGAAGCUCUACGACUCGCUGACGCCGCUCGAUCAGUUUCUCCUGAAGUGCGCGGCUGUGCUGGGCGAGAUCAUCGACCGCAAGAUGCUCGUAAGGCUCAUGCACGAGUUCUCGCAGCGCGACAUCGGCGUUGCUCUGGUGAAGCUGUUCGAGUUGCGGAUAAUCGGCUGCGCCGUGGGUGACUUCAGCCGCAGCUCGGGCCCGCAGACGCUGUUCAAGAGAGUACACGAUCCCAUGCAGACGACCAUGCAGAUACGCUGCGGCUGCAAAGGCAUCGAGAUCUCAGAAGAACUGUCCGACCUGCCGAGUUACGCGUCCUGCGGCCUGAUGAGAUUCAAGCUGGACAUGUUCCGCAAGACGACCUACAGACUGCUCACCGACAACCAGAAGGUGGAGUUCCACAGCAAGGCGCUGCACUACUUGCGGCACAACACGCGUCGCUGCGCCCCCUGCGGCGGUGGGCCCUUCGACCGCCUGCUCGGCGAGUCCGCGCUCGCCGAGAGCGUCGCAAAGAAGCCCAGCGAGCCGGCGAGCGACGGCGAGGAUUCGGACCAGCACGCCCUCGCUGACAACGGGCGUGCUUCCGCAGGAGCCGACCGGACGAGCGUGAGCAGCGGUGGCGGCAGCAGCCUGUCGCUGUUCAGGAUGUGCCGACCUCUGGCCAAGUCGCCGACGCGCACCUUUUCCGACCUGGAUUUCGCCGACUGCCAGUGCAACCUUCACCUGCUCACUGCCUACACGCACAUUCUGGAGCACUGCCGCGGCAUCGGCGACAAGUCGCUGCUCCUCGUCACCGUGCUCGAGUUCACGCAGGUCUGCCUGUCGACGCUGAACAUCCCGCAGGCGACGGAGCUGCUGGCCGAGGGCGACGCGCUCAUCGAUGCGAUCUACACCUCGGAGGACGACGCGCUGAUCGUCGUACCCUACCUCAAGGGCAAGAUCCAGACGCUGCGAGGUCGCUGCUUCCUGGAGAGCGGCCUUAUCGUGGAGGCGAUGGAGUGCUUCGAGGAGACAGUCCGGAUAAUGAAGUACAAGCUGCCCGCCAAUCCGCUCAUGAUCCGGCUCAAGUCGAUGUACCUGCUGGAGCAGCAACGGCUCAUGCUCACCUGCCUGCGCGGCGCGAUGCUCGGCGUGGUCGACGGCGACGCCGCCAAUUACAACGACCAGUUCGCCAGCUGCCUGGCGCACAUGUUCGUGGUGUACAGACUGAGCAACAUGCAGCAGCACGCACGGCUGGUCGCGAUCUGGGCUCUGAACGUGGCGCUGGAGUCAAGCAAGGACUUCUUCGUGCUGUCCAGCGCCUACGCCAACAUGAUCAUCACCGCGCACAACUACCAGUACACGUCCAUCAUCCCGUGCCUGGAGCGGGACGCCAUCAACCUGUGCCACGCUCGGCGCGACUCCGUCGACCUGGAGGAGCUCAAAGCCGUCGCCGAGCUGUACGCCAGGAUAUUCUUUUCCAGGUGGACGCGCACCGAGACCUCGCGCGCCGCCAGCGUCGGCUUCGUCACCGCGCGACUCACCCUGGCCACCAGGUCCACCGCACUGCGGCUCUUCGUUCUGCCCAGGCUCGUUCAGCUUCUCGUCAUGGAGAGACGAUACGGCGAGGUCGUCUCCUUUCUGCAGGAGCUCGAAUUCAUCUCGCCGAACGACAUGGACCAGUCCGGUCGCACUUGGUACUGCGCGCUCUCCGUCGAUCUGCUGCUCGAGUCGGGCAUCUCCGUCAUAUCGCUGAACGAGUGCGAGCAGUUUUUCCAGCAGCAGAGCAGCAAGAUCAUGCGUUUGAGGGACUCCGAAGCUGCCAAGAGGUUCUUCACUUGCAUGUGGCUUUGGUACGUCAGGAUGGGCAACUGGGAAGCCGCCACCGUCUGGAGAGGCAGAGAAGUCGAUCAAACGGUCCUCGACGAAUUUACAGUACCUGCAGCGAUAACGAUAAUCAAGAAGGUCGAAGGCUUGAUUAUCAGCUACGUCUAUAACGUUGACAAUAAAAACAUCAAGGACGCAGCAGCCACCAUUGCUGACAUCAAGAAAACUUUCGUGGUUAUAGAACGAUUUCGACGGGUCGUCAAGAUUAUUACUCCAAGAUAUUAUCUUAUGAGAGCUUACUUCGACAUGGUAAGGUUUCGAAGAAAAUCUGGUAUGGCACUUCUGUACAGGUCCAGAGCGGAGGCUCUUAAGAUUGGCUGUACCAAGGUACAAAACUGGUGCAAUCAUACUGAAAAGGCUUGGAAUGGCACGCUUAGUCCGAUUCAAGCCGACUUUUGGAAAGAACAGUGCACUGCUGAGAAGCAAGUAAACUGGCAUGAAAUUGAUAUGCAACAUCGUAAAAUUUUGCCGUACACGCUGCCUCUGCCAAAAGAGGAAUUUUAA